CCCUUUACCUGCAGUCUCGGCCGUGUGUGAAGAUGAAUAUCCUCAAAGACAACAGAGAUCUGGCCUGUUUCUACACAACCAAACACUCCUGGAGGGGGAAGUACAAGCGUGUGUUCUCGGUGGGCACUCACGGCAUCACCACAUACAAUCCCACCACAUUAGAGGUUACAAACCAGUGGGCGUAUGGGGACAUCUGCAGCAUCUCCCCGGUGGGCAAGGGUCAGGGCACAGAGUUCAGCCUUACCUUCAGGAAGGGCAGCGGGAAGAAAUCUGAGACGCUGAAGUUCAGCACGGAGCACCGCACUGAGCUGCUGACCGAAGCCCUGCGCUUCAGGACUGACUUCUCUGAGGGGAAGAUCACCGGCAGGCGCUACAACUGCUUUAAGCACCACUGGAGUGACUCUCGCAGGAGUGUGUGUCUGGAGGUGACUCCGGGAGGGAUUGAUCAGAUCGACCCGCAGUCGAACCGUGUGCUGUGCUCGUAUGAUUACCGCUGUGUGGAGGGAUUCGCCGAGCUGGCGGACUAUCAGGGUGGAUUCUGCAUCCUGUACGGCGGCUUCAGCAGACUGCAUCUGUUUGCGUCAGAGCACCGUGAUGAGAUCAUCCGCAGUGCAGUGGAGCAUGCUGGGAGCUUCAUCGGGAUCUCUCUGCGGCUGCGGAAGGAGAGUCUGAGCUUCGAGGGUUUCCUGUGUGAGCGUCUGGGGAAUUUUCAGCAGGAUCACGCUCGCUCUAACCUGAUCUGGAACCUGAAGACGCGUGAGGAGCUGCGGGACGCUCUGGAGGGGGAGAUGCGCUCCUUUGGUGUGGACCGAGAGCUGGGCAGUGCUAACGUCAUCUCCUGGAACCACCAGGAGUUUGAGGUGAGGUACGAGUGCCUUUCAGACGAGAUUAAAAUCGGGGAUUAUUACCUGCGUCUGCUGCUGGAGGAGGACGAGAGCGAGGAGUCUGGAGCCAUCAAGAGAUCGUACGAGUUCUUCAACGAGCUGUACCACCGGUUCCUGCUGACCCCGAAGGUGUCCAUGAAGUGUGUGUGUCUGCAGGCGCUCGCCAUCGUCUACGGCCGCUGCAGCGAGGAGAUCGGACCCUUCUCCGACACCAAGUACAUCGUGGGCAUGCUGGACCGGUGCACAGAUAAGCUGGAGAGAGACAGACUGAUCCUCUUCCUCAACAAACUCAUCCUCAACAAGAAAAAUGUGAAGGAGAUCAUGGACUCUAAUGGAGUGAGGAUCCUGGUGGACCUGCUGACCCUCGCUCACCUGCACACCAGCAGAGCCACCGUCCCCCUGCAGAGUAAUGUUCUGGAGGCCGGAGCGGACAUGAAGAGGGAGAGCGAGAAGGAGUGGUACUUCGGGAACGCAGACAAGGAGAGGAGAGGCCCCUUCAGCUUUGAGGAGAUGCAGGAGUUCUGGCGCUCCGGCACGCUCUCCGCGAAGACGCGCUGCUGGGCUCAGGGUAUGGACGGCUGGCGGCCGCUGCAGGCCGUCCCGCAGCUGAAGUGGGCUCUGCUGGCCGGAGGGCAGGCCGUGAUGAACGAGAGCGAUCUGGCCACGCUCAUCCUCAACAUGCUGAUCUCCAUGUGCUCCUACUUCCCCAGCAGGGAUGAGGAUAACGCCAUCAUCAGGCCUCUGCCCAAGGUGAAGAGACUCAUCAGUGACAACACCUGCCUGCCUCACAUCGUGCAGCUGCUGCUGACCUUUGACCCCAUCCUGGUGGAGAAAGUGGCCAACCUGCUGUACCUGGUGAUGCAGGACAACCCCAACCUGCAGCGUCUGUACCUGAGCGGAGUCUUCUUCUUCAUCAUGAUGUACACCGGCUCCAACGUGCUGCCCAUCGCUCGGUUCCUGAAAUACACUCACCUGAAACAAGCCUUUAAAUCAGAGGAGGCUAAAGGUCUGGAUAUCGUGCAGAGGAGUGUGCUGGGCCCGAUGCUGCCCGAGGCGAUGGUCUGCUACCUGGAGAAUUACGAACCGGAGCGCUUCUCCGAGAUCUUCCUGGGAGAGUUCGACACGCCGGAGGCCAUCUGGAGCAGCGAGAUGAGGCGUCUGAUGAUCGAGAAGCUGGCAGCUCACCUGGCGGACUUCUCUCCACGUCUGCAGAGUAACACGCGAGCGCUGUACCAGUACUGCCCCGUGCCGGCGCUCAGCUUCCCGCAGCUGGACUCGGAGCUCUUCUGCAGCAUCUAUUACCUGCGGCACCUCUGCGACCGCACACGCUUCCCCGACUGGCCCAUCCGAGACCCCGUGAAGCUCCUGAAGGACACACUGGACGCCUGGAAGCGGGAGGUGGAGAAGAAGCCUCCCUCCAUGUCUGUGGACGACGCUUAUGAAGUGCUGAACCUGCCUAUAGCACAAGGACAGCAUGAAGAGAGUAAGAUAAGGAAGGCCUACUUCAGACUGGCUCAGAAAUACCAUCCAGACAAAAACCCGGAGGGAAGAGAUAUGUUUGAGAAGGUGAACAAGGCCUAUGAGUUCCUGUGCAGUAAGUCUGCUCGUGUGGUGGACGGUCCCGACCCGGAGAACAUCAUCCUGAUCCUGAAGACUCAGAGUAUCCUCUUUAACAGACACCGGCAAGAGCUGGAGCCGUAUAAGUACGCCGGGUACCCGAUGCUGAUCCGGACGCUGCGGAUGGAGACAGGAGAUGAGCUGCUGUUCUCCAGAACCGCUCCACUGUUACCUGCUGCUGCUGAGCUGGCCCACCACACGGUCAGCUGCUCCGCGCUCAACGCUGAAGAGCUGCGCAGAGAGGAGGGCAUCGAGGUGCUGAUGGAGGCUCUGUCUCGGUGUGUGGCUGUUCUCACUGCGUCCAGUAAGUUUGAGGAUAUGGCAGUACAGGUGUGCGGGCACGUCUGUCGCUGCUACAGUGUCGCUGCUCAGUUUGAGGAGUGCAGAGAGAAGAUCGUGGAGCUUCCCAACAUCAUCAGAGACGUCUGUCACAUACUGUACUACAGCAAGGCUCUGCCGCGGCUGGCCUCAGUGGCGGUGCAGUGUGUGAGCUCGUUCGCGGUGGACUUCUUCCUGCAGACGCACCUGUACCAGGCGGGGGCGCUGUGGCACCUGCUGCCGCUGCUCUUCCUGUACGACUACACCCUGGCGGAGAGCGGCGUCCAGGCCAGCCAGCACUGCAACCAGCAGGAGGCGCUCAACCGGCUGGCCAGGAGGAGCGCGCGGGCGCUGGGGAGACUGGCAGGGCUGAGGGCCCUGGAGGAGCCGGAGGAGGAGGAAGAGGAGGAGGCUAACGGCGGAGGCGCUAACACUCCAGUGCAGGCUAACACCCCAGGGCAGGCUAACACCCCAGGGCAGGCUAACACCCCAGGGCAGGCUAACACCCCAGCGCAGGCUAACGCCCCAGCACAGGCUAAUGCCCCAGCACAGGCUAACACCCCAGAGAACCCCGCCAUACGCAAGAGCCUGUCCGCCAUGCUCACCCCGUACCUGUGCCGCAGACUGGGCAGCAGCUCACCUGCAGAGGUGCUAAAGCUGCUGAACAGUAACUGUGAGAGCCCGUACCUGAUCUGGAAUAACAGCACGCGUGCAGAGCUGCUGGAGUUCCUGGAGGAGCAGCAGGAGAGCAACAUCAGGAGGGGCGAGUGCGACAAGAGCUUCGGCUCCGAGUUCCAGUUCUCUGAGCACGGGAAGGAGCUGAUCGUGGGGGAGAUCUUCGUCAGGGUGUACAACGAGCAGCCGGCCUUCCCUCUGGAGCACCCGAAGGCGUUUGCGUCUGCGCUGCUGGAUUACGUGGGCUCUCAGGCUCAGUAUCUGCACACACUCCUGGCGAUGACGCAGACCAGCAAGCUGGAGUCGCAGCAACACACACACCGUCUGCGCUGGGCAGAGAUGGCCCUGGAGGCGCUGAGGAACGUCAUCAAGAACAACCCAGGCUCUGAGAGCGAGUGUAUCGGCCACUUUAAGCUGCUCUUCUCUCUGCUCAGAGUUCACGGAGCCGGCAGAGUCCAGCAGCUCGCUCUCGAGGUGGUGAACACAGUCACAUCAAAUCAGGAGUGUGUGAUCAACAUCGCUGAGUCUCUGGUUUUGCCAAACCUGCUGGUGCUGCUGCACUCGCUGCCCUCCAGCAGGCAGCUGGUGCUGGAGACUCUCUACGCUCUGACCUCCAACACUAAAAUCAUUACAGAGGCCAUGAACAGAGGUGCUCUCAUCUAUCUGCUGGACCUCUUCUGUAACUCCACACACCCUCAGGUGCGCACACAGACCGCGGAGCUCUUCUCCAAGAUGACCUCAGACAAGCUAGUCGGACCCAAGGUGCGUUUGACACUGAUGCGCUUCCUGCCAGCGGUCUUCAUGGAUGCGAUGCGUGAUAAUCCAGAAGCAGCGGUGCACAUAUUUGAGGGAACCCACGAGAACCCAGAGCUGAUCUGGAACGACAGCUCCAGAGAGACGGUUUCCACCAACGUCAGGGAGAUGAUGCUGGAGCACUUCAGGCAGCAGAAGGACAAUCCUGACGUCAGCUGGAAGCUGCCGGAGAACUUCUCAGUGCCGUACGGAGCGGGGCAGGGUGAGCUGGAGGUGGGUGGUGUGUUCCUCCGCAUCUUCAUUGCUCAGCCUGGAUGGGUGUUACGCAAACCCCGAGAGUUCCUGGUGUCUCUGCUGGACACACUCACCACACUGCUGGAGAAGAACAACCCCAACGGUGAGGUUCUGGAGACGGUCACCACUGCCACAGUGUGUCUCUUCAUCUCUCAGUCCGCACUGGCGGAUCAGGUUCCUCCGCUCGGGCACCUGCCGCGGGUUCUGUCCGCUCUGAACCACAGGAACAACGCCGUGCCCAAGAGCGCCAUCAGGGUCAUACACGCACUCUCAGACAACGAGCUGUGUGUGCGCUCCAUGGCGGCGCUGGACACCAUUGGUCCUCUGAUGGUGGGGAUGAAGCUGAGAGCUGAUAUGGCUGGUCUGGCCUGUGAGGCUCUGAACCGCAUGUUCCAGAGAGAGCAGACUGAACUGGUGGCUCAGGCCCUGCAGAUGGAGCUGGUGCCGUAUCUCCUGAAGCUGCUAGAGGGUGUGGGUCUGGAGACUCUGGAGAACCCUUCAGCAACCAAAGCUCAGAUCGUCAAAGCUCUGAAGUCCAUGACGAGGAGCCUGCAGUUUGGAGAACAGGUGAAUGAGAUCCUCUCUCGUUCAUCAGUUUGGAGUGCCUUCAAAGACCAGAAACACGACCUCUUCAUCUCCGACUCUCAGACCGCAGGCUACCUGACCGGUCCAGGAGUGGCGGGUUACCUGACCGCCGGCAGCGGCUCCACAGUGAUGCCGAGUGUUCCUCCGCCUGUAGAUGGCGACGCCGCAGACCUGAACUGAAGAAGAGGAAGAGGAAGUGCGCCUCACUCACGCUUUUAUUUCCUCAACACUUCCUCCUUUCCUUUUAUACUCUGUUUGCCUCUGCUGAGCGCUUCUGUCCAGCGACAGUUCAAUAGUUUACUUUUCUAUUCAGAUAUUUUUAUGCUUUUGUUUAUUUGUUUGUUUGUUGCCGAGGAAACGAGUGAGCCGUUGAGCCGCCAUUUUGGCUCUGCUCCCUUCCUUCCUCUUCCUGUGUCCUUCAGUCAGAUCUGCGCAGAGCCUCUCUCCUUUAUUAAGCUGCCUGCGUUUCUGUCUCUUCUGUUAUUCUGGAGUUCUCCACGCUAGCACUUGUUAGCGUCCGGAAAGCGACGCGCUGUGAAACUGUGAUGAUAUGAUGAAGACGCACGGCUUCUGUCCUCCUCCUCCUCCUCCUGUUUUCCCCACAGCACUCGAGUAUUUAUACCCUGAUGAGGAAAGACCAACUGAACUGAGCUCUGCAGGACCCACUGCAGCACGUGUGUGUGUGUGUGUGUGUGUGCGCGUGUGUGUGCGUGCGUGCGUGUGUG
This is a messenger RNA of Danio aesculapii, 5851 nucleotides long. Its product is annotated as dnaJ homolog subfamily C member 13-like. The record is from RefSeq and is a predicted model, not a curated record. The transcript is spliced from 41 exons. The coding region runs from base 33 to 5306 and encodes 1757 amino acids. NCBI's taxonomy places the organism in Eukaryota, Metazoa, Chordata, Actinopteri, Cypriniformes, Danionidae. Gene Ontology annotation, cellular component: endosome membrane. Gene Ontology annotation, biological process: receptor-mediated endocytosis; regulation of early endosome to late endosome transport; endosome organization.